AUGAAGGGUAAAGAUAACACAUUUAAGGAUGUUAAGGUCAGAAGAGAAAAAGUGCAUCAUACAUUGCUAUGGCUUUUGAGAAAUAAUCCACAUUAUAGUAAUGUGACUAUCAAUCAAGAUGCCUUAGAAUCACUCCCUAUUGAUGGUGUUCCAUCUGAUAUAAUGACAGUUGAGUCUGAAAAUGAUAUUUUGUCAGACGAAAUUAUUUCGCCUGACUUAGGCCCUUCCAGUGAUAACCUUGAAGACAAAGUCUACAAUGAAACAACAGAAAUGAGUAGCUUUAUGCCAGCCUGUGAAAAACAGAAAACAGAAGUAGAUGCAAUAAAAAAUCAAUUAUUUCCAAAUGAACCAAUGAACUGGCCCACUGUUGAUAACUUGCCUAUAAAUGAAUAUCAGGCAUCAUUUCUAGCAACAUUGGUAUUUCCUACAUUAUUUCCCACAGGUAAAGGGGAUCCUACAAAUCCAUCACUUUUAAAGGACAUUCCCUUAGGUAAGAAAGUAAAGCAUCUUGUUAAAUUUGCUGAGCAGAUUAAUGGCAAAUGGAUUUUCCGAUUUGCCAGUCAUCCAAGGUUUUGUUAUUGGGCACUUAAUAUGAUACAGAGAAAACGAACCUUACAACAAAGUGGAAUGUUUCUUAAGCAAAAUCCAGGUGAAGCUCACUUGACAAUAGAUGAACUGCGUGAAAUGGCAGCAGGUGAUAACAGCAAUGCAUUUAUUUCUAAGAUAUCUCGAUAUGUAGCAAAUAUUGCUGGCUCUAAUGCUUACUGGUAUAAGGUGAGAGAAGAUCUCAAAGCCAUUGUAACAACUGUUAGGACUCCUACAUUUCUUUACAUUUUCUUCGGCUGA
Molecule: messenger RNA, 846 nt
Organism: Paramuricea clavata
Lineage: Eukaryota; Metazoa; Cnidaria; Anthozoa; Malacalcyonacea; Plexauridae
Source: the annotation of a GenBank genome assembly